AUGAAACUGAAGGUAGAAUUCUAUCAAAAAGCUGUCACGAAACGUGAUGGCGUCACUCAUAAAACAAAACUACUUAAAAUUUUUGAAAAGCUAUUAAUGGGACAAAUUGAUAAUGUUGAAUUCUUUAUCAAAAGCAUGAAAACAACAACUCAUGUUGCAAUAUCAGGAAAAUAUUUUUCAUGUAGAGCAACUUUAAGAUUUUUCGUUGAUAGAGAAUUGAUGAAUUUGUGA
This is a messenger RNA of Clunio marinus, 231 nucleotides long. The record is from the annotation of a GenBank genome assembly. Lineage: Eukaryota; Metazoa; Arthropoda; Insecta; Diptera; Chironomidae.